This is a messenger RNA of Arctia plantaginis, 1179 nucleotides long. Lineage: Eukaryota; Metazoa; Arthropoda; Insecta; Lepidoptera; Erebidae. The record is from the annotation of a GenBank genome assembly.
AUGUCAAAUGAAGAGAUCCCGAGAGGUGAGGCUGCCCUCCUGCAAAAGGCGCGCGAAAAAUUCCUCGCCACUUUCGGACGUCAACCAACCGCUGCAGCAGGCGCCCCAGGACGACUUAAUCUCAUUGGGGAUCACAUCGACUACUGUGAAGGAUUCGUCUUACCUGCUGCGUUACCGUUCCUGACACUUGUAGUUGGCGCUUCAAACAACUCCACAGAAUGUAAUGUGGUUUCUGUCCUGUCAUCUGGCGAGGUGGUCAGCGCAAGUUUUCCUGCCCCUACAACCUCCACCGCUCUGAAGCCUGGUCCACCAGCCUGGACGAAUUAUGUCAAGGGUGUGGUAGCUAAUUUUCCUGGUGAAGUGCCGGGUUUCGAUGCUGUCAUUGUGACUGAUGUGCCUAUGGGGUCUGGCUUGUCGAGUAGCGCUGCUGUCGAGGUCUCUGUGUUCUCGUUCCUUGAAGCGUUGACUGGUACUAAAGUUGGACUGGUUGAAAAAGCGAAAUUAUGUCAGAAAGCUGAACACGAGUUCCCCGGGAUGCCUUGUGGCAUCAUGGACCAGUACAUCGUGACCAUGGGAAAAAAGGACCAUGCCCUACUCAUUGAUUGUAGAUCUUUGGAAGCUGAACAAAUUCCAUUGGACUUGGGCGACCUAGCGAUUCUGGUGACAAAUUCAAAUGUCAAACAUCAGUUGACUGGUAGUGAAUAUCCUCAGAGGAGAGCACAGUGUCAAGAAGCAGCAGACCGGCUUGGUCUACCAUCACUUAGAGGAGCCAGAAUCGAGGAUUUAGAAAAACUAAAAGCACAAAAUUGUGAUGAUCUGGUAUUGAAGAGGGCGAGGCACGUGAUAGAAGAAACUCGUAUGACAGUUGAGGCCACCAAAGCAAUGAAGGAAAAAGAUUUUAGAAGGGUUGGUGAACUUUUCUACCAAUCUCACGAAUCGUUGAGUCAUCUCAUGGAGGUGUCUUGUCCAGAGUUGGACCAGAUCGUGGAUAUUAUGAGAGGCGUUCCAGGAGUGCUUGGCGCAAGAAUGACUGGUGGUGGUUUCGGUGGCUGUGUUGUUACGUUGGUAAAGAAAAGCGACUUGGACGAUGUGAAGCAGCACGUCUUAUCACAGUACAAAGGAAAGCCGACCUUCUUCGUCUGUCAGCCAAGCGACGGCGCUCGCAUUCUCAAACUCUGA